AUGGUGUACAACCUAGACAAGAAAACCGACGCCAAGGUCCCGCAACAGCUCGAUGGCUACCAGGCUAUUGACGAAGACGGUGCUGCUCUGAUCGGUGUCAUUUCUGCGCUAGAGUCACGUCCCCCUGUCAAAGAAAGCUGCUUUCCUACGCAAGUGUCAGGAGGGCCUGCGAUGCCGUUGAACCGCAACAAUAUGGCCCAAUGGUGGAUCGAUGGUUGGGAGAAACUCAUCAUCAUCACGACGUCCCAGUACGUCCAUCACCACGCUACUGAGUCUAUGCUGAAAUGGGCUGAAAAAGAUUGCUGGAAGGAGUUGUCGCAGAUGUUGGGUCGCUAUGCAAUGCACGGCUGUGAGGUUGCCUUUUGGUAUGUACCUCCUGAAAAGCAUUGGCUGGCUCAGCUGGAGGAGUACAUAAAACUCAUAAAGGAGAAAAAUAAGGCGGCGGAACAGUUAGAAGAGGAGAAGGCAAAGAAGACAGGGGAAGAGAAGAAAGUAUUGGAGGAGGAAAGGAAAGUAUUGGGGGAGGAAUAG
Molecule: messenger RNA, 531 nt
Organism: Podospora pseudopauciseta
Lineage: Eukaryota; Fungi; Ascomycota; Sordariomycetes; Sordariales; Podosporaceae
Exons: 2
Coding region: 1-531 (176 amino acids)
Molecular function (GO): nucleic acid binding
Source: RefSeq, a predicted model, not a curated record